Messenger RNA from Planococcus citri (citrus mealybug), 1139 nucleotides. RefSeq lists its product as uncharacterized. NCBI's taxonomy places the organism in Eukaryota, Metazoa, Arthropoda, Insecta, Hemiptera, Pseudococcidae. The transcript is spliced from 6 exons. The record is from RefSeq and is a predicted model, not a curated record. The coding region runs from base 299 to 1060 and encodes 253 amino acids.
AAAUACUCGUCGCGACAGCUAAAGUUUCUUUUCUGCAUGACAGGUGUAAUUUUUGCUAGGUACCUAUCGUAUGCGAUGCAAUGAUUUAAUAAGCUUAAUGAGCAUUUAUCAGGAUGUGUUGUUGUUUUUUUCUGAUUAAUUAAUCGUUUGUGUUUUUUUUUUCGGAGCAAAAUAUGAGAAUAGUUUGUUCGAAAAAGUGAUUACUUGAUUGUUUUAAAGUUUAGUUUAAAUUUGGUCGUGCGUGGUGGUUUGAAAAAAGUGUGAUAAGUACCUACCUAUUCGAAAUAAUAUUCGUACAAUGCGAAUGAAUUUUGUUCACUUGUGUCUGGUUUUGGCCCUUUUAGCCUGUGUGAGGGCGAAUUUUACGUUACCCCCUGAUAUUCAGAAAUGUAACACGAGUGAUCCAAAUUUUAAUACUUGUGCGGUGGUGUCGUUUAAUAAAUUGGUGCAUUUGGGAGUUACAGGCAUACCUUCAAUUUCCAUCAAGCCUCUAGAUCCAAUCUUCCUGACACAAGUUUGUUUCGUUUCUUCUCCCGGAAGCCCAAUCAGCAUGGACGUGCAACUGCAAAACGCAACAGUUUAUGGUUUUGCUAAUUUAAGGGUUGUUUCUACACAGGGGACUAAUAUAAAUAACAAUGUAAUCGCGAUGAAGGGAGUGAUUCCACAAAUGAGGGUUUUAUCCAACUACUCGAUGGAUGGAUCCAUUAUGGGUCUCUCUUUGGAGAGAUUUGGAACGGUGGAUAUUGUUUUUUAUAAUUAUACCAUCAAUUACCAAUCCUAUCAUUACCCUGUGGUGAAAAACAAUCUAACCUACCUCACAGUGCGAAAUAUCUCACUAGAUACAGAAUAUCACGGAGGAAAUGUGGCUUACACCACAGACCAAGCAACCUCAACACUAGGUAUAACCGACGACGACAUAAACAACGUAAUAAACCAAAACCUGGGCGACAUUUACAACGAAUACGAGGCGACUGUGAAUGCGGCCAUUCUGAGCGUUAUAAGUACAUCGGUGGUAGGAUUCAAUAACGAAGUAUCUCGCGAAGAAUUAUUCGUCAAGUAAACUAGAUAAGAGGUUGUUAUAAUUCGUCGUUAAUUAAUUACGUAAAAUUUGUUCGAUUUGAAUAAAUUCUUAAUUCAUU